CGCUCGAGCCUAGCGUCCCGCUCCCAUGGCCGCCCCCGGCUCCCUGCGUUGCCCCUUCUCCCCCGGGCCGCGCCCCGGGGCCCCGCACUGACGGCCCAUGGCGCCGCCCGCCGCCCGCCUCGCCCUGCUCUCCGCCGCCGCGCUCACGCUGGCCGCCCGGCCCGCGCCCAGCCCCGGCCUCGGUCCCGGACCCGAAUGUUUCACAGCCAACGGUGCAGAUUAUAGGGGAACACAGAACUGGACAGCACUGCAAGGCGGGAAGCCAUGUCUGUUCUGGAACGAGACUUUCCAGCAUCCAUACAACACUCUGAAAUACCCCAACGGGGAGGGGGGCCUGGGCGAGCAUAACUACUGCAGAAACCCAGACGGUGAUGUGAGCCCCUGGUGCUACGUGGCGGAGCAUGAGGAUGGUGUCUACUGGAAGUACUGUGAGAUUCCCGCCUGCCAGAUGCCUGGAAACCUUGGCUGCUACAAGGAUCAUGGAAACCCACCUCCUCUAACUGGUGCCAGUAAAACGUCUAACAGACUUACCAUACAAACCUGUAUCAGUUUUUGUCGGAGUCAAAGGUUCAAGCUCUGGUCGGUGCCUGUGGUGGGAAUUACUCGGCCAUGA
Molecule: messenger RNA, 613 nt
Organism: Lagenorhynchus albirostris (white-beaked dolphin)
Lineage: Eukaryota; Metazoa; Chordata; Mammalia; Artiodactyla; Delphinidae
Gene: KREMEN1
Product: kringle containing transmembrane protein 1
Exons: 5
Coding region: 98-613 (171 amino acids)
Molecular function (GO): signaling receptor binding; endopeptidase activity
Source: RefSeq, a predicted model, not a curated record